ACCAAUAUUUAUCUGACACACCUUUCUUCUUCGAUUCUCUCUCUACCCGCGAAAACCCUAAGACGAUUUAUAUCCUCCGGCGAGAAGAAAUUUAUUCUCCUCUCCGUCCUCUCUAAGAUACGACGCCUUCUACAGAUCUGUUAAUAUAAGUCAGAGAGAGAGAUUCGAGUUUGCAGUUCCCAUCAACCGCUUUCUCUGCCCUCGAUGUUGUCUCUGAUCUCUUUGUCCAUAGAUCCAGGCUUUGUCUGAUUUCUCUUCUUACCUCCUAGAAACCGUUAAGCUCCUUGAUGCUCGUAUUCUCUUCCCUGUCUAUGACUCCAAUUCUGAUCCAUCAAAAUCUCCGUGUCUUUGGCCCUGGUUUGAAUCCCUCUUUCCCUUACUGCAUUGCUAAUCAUUCACUUGCAUCUCCCUGAUUGAGCUUGAUCCACUUCAAUUGAAUCAUCUAUCUGCUUCUCCCAUCAGUGGCUAUUCUGUUGAUUUUGUUUCUGGUUUCUAGCUACAAGUAGUACCACCUCCUUAAAGACAUUCUUGGAUAAGGGUGAAACCGAACAAUCAUGUAAAUCUGAGUGACUCCUAGAAUCUCCCUGUCUAGUAAGUUGUCUUUCAGGAAAUCUCUUUUGGUUUUUUCCUACGUGGAACCAAGUCAGUUCCGGUUUAACUGCAAGAUGCUCCAAGAGCAGCCGGUUCCUAUCUCUUUCCGGCGUAACUCAUUUCGACGCCGGUCCAUGAAAACGGGUGGUGAGAGAGACGACAGGGGCUGGACUCCGCUCCACAUCAAAGCCCGAAAAGGCGAUCUCAAAGGUGUGAAAGAGCUCCUUGACCAAGGAACAGACGUGAACGCUCUAGCUUGUGGACCAAAAUCAAAAGGAGUGACUCCUCUUCACCUUGCAGCCGAAGGUGGCCACAUCGAAGUCAUGGACUUGCUUCUUGAACGUGGAGCCAACAUUGAAGCCAGAACUUGGGGUGCUUGUGGCUGGACUCCUCUCCAUGCUGCAGCUAAGGAACGGAAGAGAGAAGCUGUGAAGUUUCUUGUGGAGAACGGUGCUUUCUUGCCCGAUGAUAUAACCGACAGUAGAUUCAACCCGCCGGUUCAUUACUGUCACGGCUUGGAAUGGGCUUAUGAGGAGUUGAAGAAACUUAGUGGAGAGAGUUCUUCUUCAUCUGGUGGAGACACUUCUUGCAGUUCUGAGAACUGAAUCCUUGUUUUUUAAUUGUUGUUUUCUUUCUUGCAGUGACUUGUAAUGUCUCAGACACUGUAUGUGUAAUAUUUUGAUACCGUUUGAUUUGGUUGUUUUGGUUUGACAUGUAAAACAUCACUUGUUUCAUCCUCGGUUAUCUAUCUGGUUCUGAAA
Messenger RNA from Eutrema salsugineum, 1352 nucleotides. RefSeq names its product phytochrome-interacting ankyrin-repeat protein 1. Bases 666 to 1196 code for a protein of 176 amino acids. The transcript has 2 exons. Gene Ontology annotation, molecular function: protein binding. The record is from RefSeq and is a predicted model, not a curated record. NCBI's taxonomy places the organism in Eukaryota, Viridiplantae, Streptophyta, Magnoliopsida, Brassicales, Brassicaceae.